Molecule: messenger RNA, 10299 nt
Organism: Toxorhynchites rutilus septentrionalis
Lineage: Eukaryota; Metazoa; Arthropoda; Insecta; Diptera; Culicidae
Product: zinc finger protein 485-like
Exons: 18
Coding region: 7789-10059 (756 amino acids)
Biological process (GO): regulation of transcription by RNA polymerase II
Molecular function (GO): RNA polymerase II cis-regulatory region sequence-specific DNA binding; DNA-binding transcription factor activity
Source: RefSeq, a predicted model, not a curated record
UUCGUACGAUUAAAUAGUUGAAGGCUUGACAGCAACCCCUGAAUCUUUUUUUCAGUUUAUUUUUUUCUUCCAACGGCAAGAUAUUAUCAACUCGUGUAUCUCCGUGUUUCGUGUCCUAGGUGGACUCUUUAAGAUCAUUCGAAUGAUUUUGGCUUGAAUUCUCUGUAAUCUUGGUUUAUGACUAUUUGCACAGCUCUUCCAGAUUGGCACGCAUAUACAAUCACUGGAAAGAUGAUUGUUUGUAGACAGCAAGCUUGUUCUUCAGUGACAGAAUCGAGUUGCGAUUUAUUAAGGGGUACAAUGACCUUAUCAGUGCAUUGCACUCGGUGUCAAUUUUAUCAACAUGCCAAAGAACAGCUUGCUGUCCAUAGUGAGGCCGAGGUAAUGGGCCCUCACUAGACCAUUCCAUCGCAGUACCACUAAGUCUGACUUUGACAUAAUAAGUCGGCACAAGUCGGGGGGAUUUAGAAUAUGGAAAAAGUAUGGUCUGGGUCUGUGCCGCGUUGAUAUAAAUUUCCCAUUUGCUACAAUAUUCUGAAAGGACGUUCGAGCCUCUCUGAUGUUUGGCAACGAGAGCUCUAGUCACUCUACCCUUGUAAAUGAUUGCGGUGUCAUCUGCGAACGGCGACAGAACGCCAUCAUCCGGAAGGGGAUCAGUGAAGAUGUUGAAGAGUAUUGGCCCAAGAAUACUUCCUUGGGGUACUCCGGCGUUGGUGUUAAAUGAAUCUGAGUUCGUGCCAUUCAGAAAGACCCGGAAUAUUCUGUUGGAAAGAUAAUUUUUGAUUAUCUUCACUAGGAAAAUCGGAAAAUUGUACCUGUGCAGCUUGUACAUCAGACCAUUAUACCAGACAUUGUCGAAGGCUUCGUCCAGCAAUGCCAUAGCAGAUGUUUUUGCCAACGACUUGUUUCGUCUGAUAACGUUACAGACUCUUGUCAGUUGGUGAACAGUGGAUCGUCCCUUUCGGAAUCCAAAUUGUUCCUCAAGAAAAGCAUUGUUCUCCUCAGCAAUAGGCUAGGAAGAAUAGCUUUUUCAAAAAGCUUAGAAAUAACUGACAGUAGGAUAAUGAGACGAUAGCUAGAAGGCCUAGAAUGAUCUUUCCCAGGUUAAAGGAUUGGUAUGAGCUCGAGGGAAAGUAACCAAGUCGGAGGCAUUGGUUAAAUAUCAAUGCUAAAUGAUGGUAUAAACUGUCACUCAGUUUCUUGAGUUCCAGUUUGAAAGUAUUGUCGAAACCUGCGACCUUCAUAUUCUUCGAAGUUCUCAGAGAGGCCGACAGUUCGUCAGCUGUGAUAACUUGAUUAAUUGGAACAUUUUAAUUACCUUGAUCAAUGAGGAGAUUUGUAUCUGAAACGGAAAACUCGAAGGGACUAAUGAUGUUCAGCCCAAGAUUGUGGGAGUUGACGAAGUGCUGUCAUAUUUCAUUAGCCUUCUCUGCAGGUGUCACCAAACGAUCUAUUGUGCUGUUAACCGAAAUAAGAGGGGUAAGCGUUUGCAUAGGUCUAGGUUUGCUUUUCAAAACUUUGGCUAGUGUCCAAAAUGGACGAGCACAAUCUGGAAGAGGCUGAAGCAAGCUCGGAAUGUUAGUAUUAUGGAGCUCCACGAGUCUGACUGAAGAACCGAAGACCAGUCCUCUGAUACCGCCUCCGGUAUAUGUUAAGAAUUUUAAAAUAAUAUUUGGUAGUAGAAUCAAUGAUUAAGGGGUUGCUCACCUGGGGAAUGAUCCGUACGUGCUAUUCACGAGCUUGUGCAAUCGCCAAUUUGACCUCCUUUAGCGAUCGGUCGAUGUUUUCAGGUGUCGCAGGGACUCGAUCGAAGUCGAUGUUCACAUCGUUUGAAUCUUGAAUUUAUCCCAGUUAAUCGGUGAUAAUCCCUUCGAGUGUUUUGAUGUCUCCUCACGCCGGAACCGAUUUCAACCGAUCACAGCCGAUAAUGUACCUCGUCUGCCGCCGUGUCAGCUUGAUAAUGUCGUUUCGAUAGUCAUUUGCUGAACCAUCCCGUUGAUUGACCUGCUAAGGACAGUAGGCAGCGAUGAUGUUGACCGAUGGACCGACAGAUGACUCUACUUCUACUCCAAUGGCUUCGACAAUUUUCGUUCGGAAACUUGGCAGCAGACGACAGGUGACGUUGCGCCUCACAGCAAUAGUCACUCCUCCGGAACUGGUUGUAUCUAGCCUCAGUAGUCGGAAAUCGGUAAAGUAAACGUUGAUCUCCGAUUUAAGGUGGGUCUCAGUAAUAACAACAAGUCACGUUUUUAUGAAAUAAAGUUAACGUUAAUAACUAUUUUUUCUCUAAACGAAUCGAAAAUUUCCUAAGAUUUGUUUAAUAUGCUACAGAAUCCCUUGGUUUGUAAAUGGUUAAAAUUCAUGAAAAAAUCAAGCGUUUCCAUUUUCCCAUGUAUUUCGUCUGCCCAUUUGUGUGCUUUCACGAACAGAGCUGUCAAUAACGAGCAACUUAUCGACGAGCAACGAAGGGGAAAUCGUAGGAUUGAAAGUCUCCGUGAACAAAGGAAAAAAGAAGAAUGAAGGGGAACACUUGUCUAGAGUAUAAACAGUGGAUCGUUCUGUAUUUAGUUAUCCCCGAUUUUUGAAAUUAAUCGUUCAUCCGCUAAUCGAAUACUUUUCAGCAGUUUGUUAUUCGAUACGAUUAGUCGCCCAAAAUAAUCGAUUAAUUGAUUAAUCCUCUCUCAGUGUGACGAUUAAUCAAUUAAUCGAUUAUUUUGGGUGAUUAAUCGUAACGAAUAACAAACUGCCGAAAAGUAUUCGAUUAGUAGAAUGGUUAUUCCAAAAUUUUCGUUGCAUUAUAAAAUAAUAUCCUCAGUUAUGAACAAGCGACUUGAAUUAAACCACAGCGUAGUUCUACGUCAACAAUGUGGUCGUGUCUUGAACACAAACUCCUAGAAUUUUUCCAAGCAGUUAACAUUGUUUGUUUUCCGUCAUCAUAAGGGCUUCAUUGGUGCCUUUGACAUUGUAUCAAUGCAUUAAACUGACGUUAUGGCGAAGCAGACGUCAACAAAUUAUUUGGGGAAUACCAAGCAUCUUGAAUGUCGUACUGGAAUGUUAUAAGUUAUUUGGGUUCGCGCGCCAGUCGCAAAACUGCCUUCAACUAGGAUUGCAUUUGGGCUAAUUUUGAUCAUCAUGAAGCAAUGCUACUCUUUUCGAGGUUGUUGAAAUUAACAGAAAGAGUUUAUUUCGUUUAAUGCAAUACUAAAUAAUAUGUAGCAUGAUAUUUGAUACCUGCAAGUGCUGCCCUUGUUGUUGUUUCUAUGCGGUGUCAAAGAUAUAUUGAUUUAGUUAAGAUGUGGAAUAAUGGUCAUCUAAUCGUCACGACAAUCCAGGACACGGGCCGAUCCUUGGUUUGGUUGAGUUGCUGCUAUGCUGAGGCGACUUUGAGUUGAGUGCACAGGAUUAACUGCUUGCUUGUUUGAAGAGAUCGGAACGAAAGCUCGAUGAUUAUUUCAAGGAAGCGGCUUCAGAUUCGGAACCAUUCGACGGGGCUGAAGCGCUAGAUAUUGUGAUUCAGUGUUGGCUGGAGAAAGAAGAGCACUGAGUUGGCGACCAAGCCGAUUUCCUAUCGUUGACUAGUGACAAAUGUCGAUGAAUUCUGCUCGCUUGGUACAGGUGCGGGUUGUGGCACGGUGAUUCUCGCCACAGUUCGCGCAUUUCGGCUCGAUGUCUUCUGCUUGACCACAGGAAACAGUGAGAUGGCCACCAGAGCACUUAUCGCAGUACGGUUUCAUAUGGCAGUUUUUUGUACCAUGGCCAAACCAAACCAAAGGCAGUUCAGGCACUGUGUCACGUCACGAUGCUGCGGUCGAUAACGCUUCCAAAUGAUGAUGACUUAAAACAUAUCCCGGAUUCCUUUAGAGCACCAAUGGUUGUGGAACCCAGUGUCGCCACACGUACAAAUUUAUCUGGAAAGGUACAGAUUUUUUUUUGCUAUUUUUGGUACAGAGUACAUAUUUUCGUCAGAAGUUGGUACAGAUUUUUUCCAUAUGUGAAAUUUCACAUUUGAACAAAGCAACAUUAAGGUAUAUGUCGACUUUUACGCCGCAGUAUCGCUUGGUGCGGCUGAUCAUGAAAGUAUUUACAAUGCAAUAUUUGAUCAUUAGGACAAAAUUUCUUACAGGGAUCGUCUGAAAGGAUACGCAUCGGACGGUGUGAACGUGAUGACGAGGGUUUCGAAUUCCGCAAUGCGCUUGAUAAAAAUCGAUUGCCCAGAUCUAUCAGUCGUCAAAUGUAAAUGUCAUUCACUAGUUUUGUGUACUAGUUAUGCAUUUGAGAAAAUCCCUGACUAUCUGAGCAUUUUUUGAGGGACAUAUAUACCUAUAUAUCCAAUAGCCCAAAAAGGACAUGUGCAGGAUUGAUGGACAUAAAUUGGAUGCCUAAAAAUAAUUGACGGUUCGCUCGCAUUUCCGGCGCUACGAUUCCAUGUUUGUAACGUUCUCAACAUACCUCACUCCUCGGCAACUGUCGAGUUAACUUUUUUCUGAAUAUUAUCAGAAGAAAAACAGGAAGUGGGUUAUAUCUGUGGUAUAACCGCAAGGGUGACGUAGGACUAUCGUUGAUUUAGUGAUCAUUUGUUUGAAGUUACAUCUGAAUCAAUUCUCAAUGAAUGGAUGAAUGAAUAAAUUGCAAGAUUGGUGAAAGUUCUUCUUGUAAAUCUGUGAGCGGAUGAGUAUAUGUAUGAAAUAAUCAUAUAUAUUUAGAAAAUUUCAAUCGAACUCUUUGAAAGUUGUGAAGUGGUCCUAGAAACAACCGGUUUGGUGUCCCCUGAAACUUUCGCAUGUCAAAUUUGGCUCUGUUUGCCUUAGAGAAGGGGGUGGAGUGUCUAACCACCAUAGAAACAUUUAUUUUACCCUAAAACCUCUACAUGCCAAAUUUGGUUUCAUUUGCAUGAUUAAUUCUCGAGUAAUGCAGAAAUUUGUGUUUCAUUUUAACCCAUUUAAAUGUGGCAACAUUGGUGGAACCCUCAAAGGGUCCCUUACACGAUAAAUAAUAAUGACAUUACUUCGUCAGAAUGACAAUAACAAUGAUCGUGUAAGGUUAACAAAAUUGAUAUGAUGGGCAAUAAUGAUGCAAAUCCGGAUUUUCUGAUCUCGCUCCAUCAUUAUUGUAAAAGAACAGGGACACUAUCAUUCGAGGUGUCUAGGAUACUGUGCGACAUCUUGUGUUAAAAUCUAUGUUUGUGAGGUAAUUUACUCUCUAUCAGGUUAGUGGGUCCAAGACAAUUUAAAAUUUGAAUGAAAAUUAUUAUUUGCUGUUACUUGAAUGCAUAAAACACGUAGCACUGAACCUUCCGUUCCAUUGACCAUUUUUUUAUAAUUUUUCUGAAAUCACUACCAAAACUCACUAGUAUAAAAUAAAAUUACCACCAGAAUUAGUUUUAGCUCGAAACUUUUUUACCAUUUACGAAAAAACCUGUUACUCUAUUAAAUAGAGCAACAUAUUUGAUGCGAAAAAAAUUAUUUUCAUUUAUACUUUUUGAUUUUAAAAGUUUGUUUCUUCUACCUGAAAACCCGUUAUCAUUUUCGCUUCACAACGAUGAAACCCGAAGCUUAAAAUGUUAAUUCGCGAUGGCGACGAUACAGUGUCGACAUCUAUUGCCCAAAUGAGUGGGUGAAGCACACGGGUAAGAUACGGUGUCGACAUCUACGAAAGCAUUGAAUGGUAAUGAAUCGAACAUAAGCUAUUGAGAUUACUAUUGAAAAAUACAUUGUUAAUAGAUCAAUGAAAAUAAUUUCAAAAUGGUUUUCGAAUGCUCAUAAGACAUUGUUCUGAAUCUUCUUUAUCCAUCACUGAAAGACAUUAUAAUAACAGAUCAAAUUGUUGAAAUUAUAAUUAGAAACCAUUAUUAGCAACAACUUUCGUUCUAAAUUUUUUCAUUGUUUGCAGAAAACCUUUCAAGUUAUUGAUGAGGAUAUUUAUACGAUAUAAUAAAAUUUAUUUUCAUUGAUAAUUUACAUUUCGAAAAUGUGUUAAUUUCUCUUACGACUAUGAAAGCUAGAGUUGCUGCAUUCCUCAAAGCAAUAAAAAUGAUGGUGUAGGGUUCAAGAAUAAUGAUUAUGCCGAAUGGAGUGUGACCAGAAACAACUGCAUUAGUUCAGACUGAACGUCAGUUGUUUCGGAUGGUGGUAGUCCUCGUAGUCCACCUUUAGUGGUUCGCCGACGGCGAAUCGUGCGUGAAAAACUCACCUCCUUCCGAUUUUAAAAAGGAGCCGAUCUUAGUAUAUUCCUGCAUGCUAGAGCAUACGAUUUUAAUUUCCACACUGCACAGUUUGAAAAGUGGCUGAAGGUUCCGGCAGUACGGAGUACAAGUUGCUCUGGAGGCAGUGUUUGGAUUUCGAUCAAAAUCGAAUGAUAGACAAUGUGUCAUGCAAGUAACCUCUCACGAACAUAUAAUCAAAUAUGAGAGGAUCAUUUAGAUACUUGUAUGAAUGACAGUAAUCACUUGUGUAACAUUACAUGAUUAAACCAAGAGAGGAACGAAGACUGUCUUCUUCUUCUUCUUUUUGGCUUUAAGAGGGUUUAAACUUUUCAGUUCAUUCGCCUCUAUACCACGAAGACUGUUGUUUUCAUAUUUGAGCUGUAUCAAACAUCGCAAACCAUUUUCGGAGCCUGCAUACAAGUUUGAACCGCAUAUAUCGUCCCGCUCUACUAUAGCGAAGCUUAGAGGCGAAUGAACUACAAAGUUUGAAGCCUCUUAAAAACAAAGAAAGAAGAAGAAGCGAAACCCACUGCAUGACAAGUGCAAAGAAAUAAAUGAUGCAAGAAAAAUUACGUCAUCAUUCGGUCACCAUUUGCGGAGAGCAACGAAUGGGAAAAGAGAGCGGUGUUGCCAGUAAAACUAUGUGAUCUAUAUGAAUAUACAUAUUUCAAGGGAUAGCGGCGUUCAAAAUGGAAAAUAUGAUCUGUCUACCCUUCCCUUAGCCUCUAUCGAGCUAAAUAAUCAUAUAGUUUGCACUCUCUGAAACUUAAAAAUCAGGAUCUGCUACAUCAGCUGAAUAUGAAUCAUUCGCUUUGCGUAGUCCGUACGAUCCUGCUGUUUCAUGAUGCAUGUAGUGAUCCCCGAUUUUUGAAAUUAAUCGUUCAUCCACAAAUCGAAUACUUUUCAGCAGUUUGUUAUUCGAUACGAUUAAUCGCUCCAAAUAAUCGAUUAAUCGAUUAAUCGUCACACUGAGAGAAAUAAUUAGUUAGACUAAUAUUUCUCAUUUGUUAGAAAGCCAUCUGGAAUCAAAAAAGUGUUUAUUCCGCCUGAAAAUCAAUUAUUAUCAUUUACGCUCCCCUAAACUCGUAAACGAAGUUCAUUUCGAAUCGACGGCAUUGAGCCUCUUUUCGGAGUUUAGGAGAGCGUCAAAGAUAAUAAUUGAUUUUCAUAAUAAAACUGCAGCGGCCAUACGGUUUUUUUUGUGCUCUGGGUUUGGAUCGAUUAAUCGACGUAAAUUAUUCGUUCGCUUCGAUUAUUGGUUGUGCAGUAUUCGUUCGAUUAAUAAUCGAUUUCUGUAUGAAGUAUUCGAUUAAUCGAUUAAUCGAACGAUUAUCCGGGAUCACUAGAUGCAUGGAGAGGUCGAUAUGCAUAUGUUAGAGGCAAAGAAGAAAAUAAACUUUCUGCACCGAAAGCGUGUAUGAUGGUUCUGCUUGCGUGUCGGUGUAUCAUGAAGUGCGGACCGAUGCAAUGUUGUCUCGUUCUCUUUUGUGUCGUGAUUUGCAGCACUUAACAACAAGAGGAUGCCGCUGGAGGAAAUGAUUUGUGUAUGAUCAUAUUUGAACGAACGAAAGCGAUUUUUUCAGUGAAUGGAUCAUUUGGCAAACACUGUCUGGAGGAGAAGAUUCGUUGUUUCAUCCGUUGGGGCGUUGGUUGAUGUAGAAUUCCUUGGCGAUAUCGACCAACCACGAAUCCACUUCGAAUGCGGAGACCAAUGCAGCUUUUGCUUUGAUAUACACAAUAGGGAAUUUCAUCACGCCCUGAUCCCUACUGACCUUCAGAAACAGAAGCUAGAUACUAUUCACCAGAAAUUGAGCGGUUUCACUUCCCAUUUGAGCAGCUACCUUACGUGCGACAAAUGUCGUCAAGAAUUUGUAGGCCUCCAUAACAUUCCCGAGAGCUGCUUCCAAAUUGUGUCCAACGUCAAACCGACUGACAUCAAAUUGGAACCAGAGUUGAUGAUUGAUGACGAUACUGAGAACACGCUUGAGUCCGACCUAACAGCAGACGUUGGACAAACUGAACAGGAAGCAGAAGUGCAAAUCAAGGAAGAAAUAAACGAAAAAGACGACAAUACAUCAAUCAUCCCGGUUGCUUCAGUCCGUCAUAAAGGGGGGAAACCAUUUCAAUGUGAAAAGUGUGACAAAACAUAUUGUACAAAAUACAAACUUCAAGCGCACGUUCGAAUUCAUACGGGUGAACGUCCCCAUUCUUGUCCACACUGUCGGAAAACGUCAGUGAAUGCUUCAGCACUCCAAAUGCACAUUCGAACUCACACGGAUGAGCGUCCCUAUCAUUGUCCCCAUUGUCCGAAAGCGUUUAAAAAUUCACUAACGCUCAAAGAACAUAUUCGAACUCAUACGGGUGAACGUCCCUACUCUUGUCCAUACUGUCCGAAAGCGUUUAAGAGUCAUUCAACUCUUCAAGACCACAUUCGAAUUCAUACGGGUGAAGUUCCAUUUUCUUGUACACAUUGUGCGAAGACAUUUAAACAACGUUCGGCGCUCACACAGCACAUUCGAAUUCAUACGGAUGAACGUCCUUAUUCUUGUUCACAUUGUCCGAAGACGUUUAGACAAAGUUGGGCGCUCAAACAGCACAUUGGAAUUCAUACAGAUGACCGUCCCUACUCUUGUCCACAUUGUCCGAAAGCGUUUAAGAAUAGAAAUACACUUCAUCAGCACAUUCGGUCACACACCAAAACGAGCACAUUUGAUAGUUGUGGUACUCGAGAUGGUGAUUUCUAUGUUUUGUGCUGUAAAUUCAUUAGUAUAAAAGAAAAUCGGUACAUGAGUGAGAUGGCAAUUGUUCGUAACAAUUUAGUCCAAUGCAGCUUUUGCUUCGAUGUAUGCAAUGAAAAAUUUCAUUACGCGCUGGUCCCCACUUACCUUCAAACGCAGAAGCUAGAAAUUAUUCUGCAGAAGUUACGCGGUUCCACUUCCCAGUUGAGCAGCUAUCCCACGUGCGACAAAUGUCGCCAAGUGUUCACAAGCCUCCAUAGUGUUCCUGAGAGCUGCUUCCAAAUUUUGCACAGCGCUGAACCGACUGUCAUCAAGAUGGAACCAGAGUUAAUGAUUGAUGACCACGAGCAGUCCGAUACCGGUUACAUUUUCGAGACAGACCCAACAGCGGAUUUUCAGUCAAUUGAACAGGAAGCCGAAAUGCAAAUCAAGGGCGAAAUCGACGAAGAAUUCUUAAUCAACGACAUGGAGGAACAAGACAACAAUACAACAAUCAUUCCGGCUACUUCAGUACAUCGUAAAGGUAAACUUCCAUUUUCUUGUCCACAUUGUCCGAAGACAUUUAGACACCAUUCGGCGCUCAAACUGCACAUUCGAUCUCAUACCGGUGAACAACCAUUUAUUUGUUCACAUUGUCCGAAAGCAUUCACGAAGGCUUCAUCGCUUCAAGUACACAUUCGAAUUCAUACGGAUGAACGUCCCUACUCUUGUCCCCAUUGCCCGAAAGCGUUAAGGGAUUGCACAGCGCUCAAAGUGCACAUCCGAACUCAUACGGGUGAACGUCCCUAUUCUUGUCCACAUUGCCCAAAAACGUUUAAGGAUGCUACAGGCCUACAAGGGCACAUUCGAACUCAUACAGAUGAGCGUCCCUACUCUUGUCCACAUUGUUUGAAAGCGUUUAGACAACUUACGGCGCUCAAACAGCACAUUCGAACUCAUACGGAUGAAUAUCCAUAUCCUUGCCCACAUUGCCCAAAAGCGUUCAAACAUUUACCAACGCUCAAAGAACAUAUUCGAACUCAUACGGGUGAACGUCCCUACUCUUGUUCACAUUGUUCGAAAACGUUCAAGAAGUCUUCAGGGCUUCGAGUACACAUUCGUAUUCAUACGGGUUGGUAAAUAACGUUUUAAUAUAGUGAACCAUUCGAAACAGUCUUCCCUUUACAGGUUAAUUUCCUUUUUGUUAUUAACAUUGUCCGAAGCCGUUUAGAAAGCAUUCGGUGCUUAAACUGCACACUCCAGAUCAUACUUCGUUUCGAUCAUAAGUCAUACAAGCCUGGGAUGGGGAACUAUCAUUAUUAUUCGGCUGGAUUAUGCAGAAGCGUGUGAAAUAAAUUUGUUGAACCGAUAAUUAAUUCG